Messenger RNA from Theobroma umbraticum, 1810 nucleotides. RefSeq names its product magnesium transporter 3 (gene MGT3). Gene Ontology annotation, molecular function: magnesium ion transmembrane transporter activity. The record is from RefSeq and is a predicted model, not a curated record. Gene Ontology annotation, biological process: magnesium ion transport. Lineage: Eukaryota; Viridiplantae; Streptophyta; Magnoliopsida; Malvales; Malvaceae.
GCCAAGGCCACCUACUAUUUGUUGAAUUACACAUUAAUGGCUCUAAAUGAUCAAAAAUAUCUCGUACAUCUUCCAAAACGCAGGGAGAGAGAGAGAAAAAAAACAGAGAAAAAACGUUAAAAAAUGAAUGUUUAAGAUGUUUCAUUACGAAUCUCGACGGCCAACGAGGAAGGAAACGCGUCGAGAAGUUAGUUAAUGGAUGGCGCUUCUCAGUUUGCGUCGACUGUGUCACUGUCUCUCUUCACUUCCAUUAAAUGAAACAACGUAAUCCCAGGUUCCUUCCACGGCUUUGCUGAUUUUUCUUGAAGUUUAUUUUUAAGUGUUUUCAGGAAUCUCGCUUCAUGCAUGACAAGGUAACAUGGAUAAAAGAAGUAUCAAGAACUGAGUUCCAAUGCAUCUGAUUACCAGCUCAAAUGAGUGAGGCUGCUGCUGUUGCAAUGUGCACUGAUAGGUCACCUUUUUGCGAAAUUGUUGCCUGGAAUCAAAGAAGGAAAGACUAAAAUUCAAUGGAAGAAUCACAGGGCCAUUUUCUUCCCUCUGAUGCUCCUGAAUCUACCUCUUCCUAUAACAGUGAAAGGCUUAAUUCGGGUGCACAUGCAAAUCAUGGUUCUGGGGUUCCGGGGGUGAAGAAGAGAGGUCACAACAGUCGUUCAUGGAUAAAGAUUGAUCAAGAUGGCAAUGUGAAGAUUUUGGAGCUUGAUAAGGCUAGAAUAAUGAGACAUUGUUCUUUGCCAUCCAGGGACCUCAGGCUUUUGGACCCUUUGUUUAUUUAUCCUUCAACGAUACUAGGAAGGGAGAAGGCUAUUGUGGUUAGUCUUGAGCAAAUAAGAUGUAUAAUCACAGCCGAGGAGGUUAUCUUGAUGAAUUCUUUGGAGAAAAAUGUUGUUCAAUACGAGUCAGAAUUAUGCAAGCGUCUUCAGACAAACAAAGACCAAGCUGAUGACCUGCCAUUUGAAUUUAGGGCUCUGGAACUGGCAUUGGAACUAACCUGCAUGUCCCUGGAUACACAGGUGAAAGAACUGGAAAUUGAGAUAUAUCCAGUGCUAGACGAACUAGCAUCGUCGAUUAAUACUGUUAACCUGGAACGUGUUCGUAGAUUAAAAGGCAAUCUCCUCGCAUUAACCCAGCGAGUUCAGAAGGUCCGAGAUGAGUUAGAGCAUCUCAUGGAUGAUGAUGGUGACAUGGCGGAGAUGUACCUCACCGAGAAAAAGCUAAAGUCAGAGGGUAACACCCCAAGUGAACUAAAUGCCAUAACCAAUUUUUCUGGUGGGACCAAAGUAGUUUCAAAAUCUGCUCCUGUUUCACCAGUAGCUUCAACUAAUGGAUCCCACAGAUUGCAAAGGGCAUUUAGCAGUAUUGUGAGUUCAAGUAAACAUGGAAGCUUAAUCAGUUCAUCAAAUGGUGGGGAAAAUAUUGAACAACUUGAAAUGUUACUUGAAGCAUACUUUGUUGUUAUUGAUCAUACUCUCAGCAAAUUGUUCUCGCUCAAAGAGUACAUUGAUGAUACUGAAGAUCUGAUCAACAUUAAAUUGGGCAAUGUUCAAAACCAUCUGAUACAAUUUGAGUUACUUCUCACUGCGGCAACUUUUGUGGCUACGUUAUUUGCUGCUGUAGCGGGAGUCUUUGGAAUGAACUUUGCAGCUUCAGUUUUUGAUUACCCAUCUGGAUUUAGUUGGGUUCUGCUUAUAACAGGUGCUGGAUGUGUGUUAUUGUACUUUUCUUUCUUGUUAUAUUUCAGGUACAAGAAAGUAUUCCCAUUGUAAAUUGUUGAGCUUAAACUGUUCGAUUAAAGAUGAAAUUAUUAUUAGUC